Molecule: messenger RNA, 1522 nt
Organism: Centropristis striata (black sea bass)
Lineage: Eukaryota; Metazoa; Chordata; Actinopteri; Perciformes; Serranidae
Product: fas apoptotic inhibitory molecule 1-like
Exons: 4
Coding region: 596-1144 (182 amino acids)
Biological process (GO): positive regulation of neurogenesis; canonical NF-kappaB signal transduction; negative regulation of extrinsic apoptotic signaling pathway via death domain receptors
Source: RefSeq, a predicted model, not a curated record
AACCGGUCGCACAUUAGCCGGUCACAUUAGCUGGUCACAUUAGCCGGUCGCAACAUCAACCGGUCGCUUAAACCGGUCGCACAUUAGCUGGUCGUUCAUUAGCCGAUCGCAUUAGCCGGUCACAGUAGCCGGUUGCCGGUCAGUAGCGACUGCACAAAGUGUCGAACUGCUGAAACGACGCAUAUCACCACCCAGUGUUGAGGAGGAGGACACGUUCCUGUCAGUUAUUAGAUUUUCUCAGUUGCAUGUAAACUGGGACAAGGACAGAAGUCCUAUUAGACGCCAAUAUCGAUUUUUAAGCAUAGCUCGAUUAAACUGCAUGUAAAUGCACUGACUGUGUCCGUGUGGAGAGAGGUCAGAGGUCAGAAGAGAACCUUUGUGUUUACAUGCAGAUGAGGUGUUUGUGCUGCUUCUUACCGUGGACAGAUAUAAAGGCUGUCCUAAUUAUCAGUGUCAGUAUAGUGAGCUCAGGUCUGUAAGCCUCUUACAGUAAUACACCUUCUGCUGAGCUCACACUGCUUCUUCUCCGCUCCAAACACAUCAUUCACUGGUUACCUGUUUCUUCUCCAGGAGAGGACGGUGAGGCUUGGGCGACAUGCUGGGGGGAGAUCUGGUGGCGGUGUGGGACGUGGCGCUGAGCGAUGGAGUUCACAGGAUCGAGUUUGCUCACGGCACCACCACCGGGAAACGUAUCGUGUCUGUCAACGGACAGGAAGCGGUCAGAAGAGACUGGAUGUUCAAGCUGGUCGGAAAGGAAACUUUCACGGUGGGAAGCUCCAACACCAGAGCGACUAUCGUCAUCGAGGCCAUCAGCGGCUUCGCCUACGAGUACACGCUGGAGGUUGAUGGCAAGAGUCUGCAGAAAUUCAUCGACAACAGAGCCAAGACGUCCAAAACAUGGUUGCUCAAAGUGGACGGAGAGGACUGCAGGGUCGUCCUGGAAAAAGACACAAUGGACAUUUGGUGCAACGGACAGAAGAUGGAGACGAUGGGAGAGUUCGUGGAUGACGGCACAGAGACACACUUCACACUGGGGGAACAUGAGUGCUGCAUCAAGGCGGCGGCGAGCGGUGGGAAGAAAAAGAGCGGCAUUGUGCACUAUUUACUGCUGGACGGAGAGAAAAUACCAGUUUCAACACAAUAAGACUGCUGCAGCCACUUUCAAAGAGACUCUGUGAAUGAGGCAUUCCACACAAAGUACAAAUACCAGAGCAGCACUACAGGAAGUGCUUUGUCAUGAAAGGUUUUGUUUUUCAUCAUUGAGCGGGUUUGAAUAUUAAUUUUUACAGAUGCAAAUGUAUUAAUGUAAAUGUGGCGAAUAAAUACAGAAAUUAGCAUUUUUUUUUUUGCUGUUCUGAUGCCCCACUGCGUGAUUCUUUGCGAUUUUAUUUUAAAGUCGCACUGAAUUUAUACAAUUCAUUAAAAUGUGAAAACGAUGGUGAGACUCACUGGACAAGAAAUUCAUUAAAGUAGUUUCUUAAACAGAAAUAUUAUUUAAACCUCAGUGAGAGUGUUUUUUUUA